Molecule: messenger RNA, 634 nt
Organism: Lycium barbarum (goji berry)
Lineage: Eukaryota; Viridiplantae; Streptophyta; Magnoliopsida; Solanales; Solanaceae
Exons: 1
Coding region: 226-435 (69 amino acids)
Source: RefSeq, a predicted model, not a curated record
GAGAACAUGGUUUUGUUGAGAUGGACUUACUUUACAAAGCAGAAACGAUGCGUAGAGUAACCGCUAGCCAGAACCAACAAAUUGAGAAAGAAGUCCAAUCCUACACUUCUCCCUUCCAAACAAAUCAAACUGCUCUUAUUCCUCUAAUAUAUAUAUAAUCUAAAACCCACAAAUCCAAUCACAUAACCCAAAAUUUUUUCUUUUGCAGAUCCAGAAAAAACAAAAAUGUGUUGUGGUGGUAGGAUGUGCAUGUUGUGUGUAUGUCUUAUAGCAGUUGUGGUGGCAAUUGGUUUCUUGUUUGGUUUUGGAGUUUUCAAGAAUGGGUUUCACAAAAUUAAGGAUACUUUCCAUGUUGUUGAUUGUCUCAAUUCUACUCUUUGUUCCUCAUCAAGGCCAUUUUUGGGUUUUCCUCCCGCUCCUUCACCAUCUUAUUAAGUAGUUUUAGAUUUUAAUUUUCAUUCUUUUUAUGCUUAUGGAUUUAGUGUUAUAGUAGUAUUGUAGUAUUUCGUUUUGGUAAUACAAUGAUGUGUUGAUUCGUGUUUCUUUGUUUAGAUGGGAUUGUUUGAUUUGUUGAUUAAUGUAGUUGAAUUUGUGUAAAGAUCGUCGAUUUGUGGAAUGUUGCUAUUUGCUUUUA